Ostreococcus tauri is the source of this 1560-nucleotide messenger RNA. RefSeq names its product unnamed product. The coding region runs from base 1 to 1560 and encodes 519 amino acids. The record is from RefSeq and is a predicted model, not a curated record. The transcript is spliced from 2 exons. Lineage: Eukaryota; Viridiplantae; Chlorophyta; Mamiellophyceae; Mamiellales; Bathycoccaceae.
AUGCGGACGCGAUUGGAGUUAGGCGGGUGGACGCUCGUGGAUGCGCACCGGGUCGCGGACGUCGUGCGGGACGACGAGGUCGUUCGCUUGGUCGCCUCAGACGGUUCUAUUGAUGACAAGAAGGUCAGUUCACCGAGUGGUGCGCUCGCGAAGGCGUUGGCGCGACCGUUAGCACCGGGAGUGAGCGAUGGGGAGGACGGCGGCGAAGACGUGGACGGGCGAGGACCGAGUCGGAGCGCGCGAAGGAAGAGUCAUAAGCGAGCGAGACGGCGCGCGGAGGCGGAGAAUGAGGACGAUAACAAAGAGGAGGAAGAGGAUGGUUCGAAUGAACGCGUGCGGUCUUCGAUUGAUAAGUCGAAGGCGGGCGUGUCGACGUCCGUGUACGGAGCCGAACUGCUCGGAGAGUAUCCGACAAAACCGCGACCGCUUCGUCCUGAGGAUUACGUGCACAUCUCGGAGCCGUACGUGCACGAUCCAAACUCAGCGAUGGCGAGAUUGCUCGAGCGUCGAGCGAAACACGAGGCGGACGUUCGCGCGUCGGGGGCGGAUGCGUGGGAAAAGAACGUCUUUCGAUGCGAGAUGCCGGACGAGGAGGUGGAGGAGUUCCCGCUCGCGCAGGCGCUGAAGCGAUCGGAUUUCAUCGCUUACAAGGUGCGGUACCCCGACGAGAGCGAGACGGAGUACUAUCAAGGUCGAGUGAUGCAUUACGAUCCGCAGACGAGCUUGGUUCGGGUGAAGCCGGUGCAAGAACAUCGCGUCACCGCGGCGGGCGAAUUGUUCUUCCAACAGGGCCAGCGCCCGAGAGCACCGUUCGAUAAGUUUGGUGAGAUAACGGCAACUUGGGUUAAGAACGCGGUCGAUCCAUACGUUGAAAACCCAUUCGCUGACCCCGUGAUCGUGAGCGUGAGACUCAUCGGCGGCCGAAGCGUCUGGGAGGGUGACGUACCAUCAAAAAUCUGGACGUCUGGGCGCAAGUUUACAAAACCGGCCGAGUUGUACGAAGAAUGGCUCGAGGAACACAUUCGCAUACAUCAUUACCAGAUGAAAAACGCGAAAAAGUGGGACGACGACAUCGCUCGAAGCGAUCGAGAGCGUCGACGAUCUGGCAACGAAGGUCGAAGGCGACCGCAUCGACACGAGCGACACUCACGACGCGAUUGGACCGACGACGGCGCUCACGACGCGAACGAAGCGGAUGGUGCCGACGGUGAGUACGUCGAACCCUGGCCGACGUCCGCCGAGGAGCUUCAGGCUAGGCUCAUGGCCGAAUGGAACGCGGCGGAGCAACAAAAUGUCAGACAUCCGACCGCCGAGCCAAUAAAGGAUCAAACACCGCCGCGACCGGGCGGUCUACCCCCACGCGGCAUACCCGGCGUCUCCUACGACGCUCACGCGGAUCAGCCGCCUCCACCGCCCGGAUCACCGCCCUCGGAGGCUGCAACGGGGAAAUCCAAGGAACCACCCGCGUCGGCGCGAGAGACGCGCUCCACGCGCCGACGCGCGCGCGCGUCCACCGCCGCCGCCAUGGAACUCUUCCGAUCCGCCGGCGACAUCGAUUAA